ACAUAUGAAAUAAUUUAAACUUUACACUUAGAUAUUUUGGAUUUUCUUAUACCUAUAUUUUGUUAAUCUGAAUUUAUUUUUGAUCGCACAUAAUAUUAUAAUGAGCUGUAACAAAGCAUUAGAAUCAAUCAGAAAAAUUUUAAAUUUUUCAAUCAAAAGUAAUACACAUAGUAAAAUUUUUGAAAAGGUGAAUUUAAUAUCAGCUGGAAAUGGCCAAUGUGUUGCUGAGAUGGUUGUUGAAGAACAGCAUACCAAUGGAUAUGGUACACUCCAUGGAGGUUUUACAGCAGCUGCCGUAGAUUAUUUGUCGAGUUUGGCUCUUAUGACUCAUCCACGAAUUGUUGAGGACAUUGGUUCAGCGCCUAACAGUGGUGUUUCAGUUGAUAUUCAUGUUUCGUAUCUUAAUUCAGCAAAAAUUGGUGACAAAAUAGUUAUUAAUUCCGAAACUGUUAAAUUAGGGAGAAAUUUAGCAUUUCUAAAAGUGACAUUGUUGAGGAAAGAUGAUAAUGUUGUCGUGGCUCAAGGUUCACACACUAAGUUUGUGGGAUAAUAUGAAAAGUUGUGUUAUAUUAUGUUAAAUGGAUUGUUUGAAAAAAAUAUGUGUUAUAGCUAUGAUACCAACAAACUUAUUCAUUUCAGUUGAAUAUUAAAAAUUGUUUCUUUUUUAUGCUUACUGUUUAGGCGAUGUGUUAUCUGUUAUUAGAUUUUAAUAAAAUAUCUUAGUUUUGACAAUAUAUUAGAUUAUUUUUUGCCA
Molecule: messenger RNA, 754 nt
Organism: Myzus persicae (green peach aphid)
Lineage: Eukaryota; Metazoa; Arthropoda; Insecta; Hemiptera; Aphididae
Product: acyl-coenzyme A thioesterase 13-like
Exons: 3
Coding region: 101-550 (149 amino acids)
Molecular function (GO): fatty acyl-CoA hydrolase activity
Source: RefSeq, a predicted model, not a curated record